Molecule: messenger RNA, 459 nt
Organism: Fusarium proliferatum ET1
Lineage: Eukaryota; Fungi; Ascomycota; Sordariomycetes; Hypocreales; Nectriaceae
Exons: 1
Coding region: 1-459 (152 amino acids)
Source: RefSeq, a predicted model, not a curated record
AUGCUGUCUUCCAACGUUCUACGUGCUCUGGCAGUCUUUGCUGCUGCUGUAAAUGCAGGGCCCUGCCGUCCGUCGACAACUCUAGCUGGAACCACUACUGAGGUCACCUCAACCGCAACUGUUGUUGGCAGUACUACCGAUCUCUCAUCCACUACCAUCGAGAGCGCCACAGAGACUGAGACAACCAAUAUUCCCACCACUACCACGGCGAUUGCUGAGGAGUCGACUACUACCACCGCUAUCAUCGAGGAGUCUACCACUACGGAUAUCCCUACCACUACCACGGCCAUCGCUGAAGAGUCUACCACUACCGACGCCGCAAGCACCACGACCACCGCAGCGGUUAAUGAUUAUCCAUGCUCUACUAGUGACGACUGUGCUCAAUUCGCAGACCUGUGUCUCGAUGGGCUGCUGAACAUAUGCUACUGCGACAGCGCCGAAUGCGUGCCGCAGCUCUAG